GAAGAUAAAAGAAACAAACAUGGCGUCCAGUGCGGCGACCCGGACUGCUGCUGGUGCUGCUAAAGUUGUCAAGCCGAUUUUCAGCAGGGAUCUGGAUGAAGCCAAGCGCCGAGUUCGGGAACUGUAUCGUGCCUGGUACAGAGAGGUUCCAAACACAGUGACUACCUUCCAGCUGGACAUCACAGCUCGCCAGGGAACAGACAAAGUGAGGGAGAUGUUUGACAGGAACAAGCACGUCAAUGACCCCCGUGUGAUUGACAUGCUUGUCAUUAAGGGUAAGAUGGAGCUGCAGGAGACCAUCAAUGUCUGGAAGCAGAAGACCCACAUUAUGCGCUAUUUCCAUGAGACGGAGGUACCACGCCCUGCAGACUUUCUGUCCAGAUUUUAUGUUGGACAUGACAAUUGAGCUGUACUUUCCACCCUGUUUUGUCCAGUGUAACAGAGGCUUCCCCUUAUUGAACUGUAAAUAUACACAUGAUACCCAA
Molecule: messenger RNA, 485 nt
Organism: Salvelinus namaycush (lake trout)
Lineage: Eukaryota; Metazoa; Chordata; Actinopteri; Salmoniformes; Salmonidae
Product: NADH dehydrogenase [ubiquinone] 1 alpha subcomplex subunit 6-like
Exons: 3
Coding region: 20-406 (128 amino acids)
Biological process (GO): response to oxidative stress
Source: RefSeq, a predicted model, not a curated record